Messenger RNA from Nakaseomyces glabratus, 2019 nucleotides. It is a transcript of the gene UBX2, whose product is annotated as Ubx2p. Gene Ontology annotation, molecular function: ubiquitin binding. Gene Ontology annotation, cellular component: endoplasmic reticulum. NCBI's taxonomy places the organism in Eukaryota, Fungi, Ascomycota, Saccharomycetes, Saccharomycetales, Saccharomycetaceae. The record is from RefSeq and is a predicted model, not a curated record.
AUGCCAAUUAUUAAUCAUGCUGGUGAAGAGUUCCAUCUUUCUCAUGAGGAAGAGGAAAAACUGAAUAACUUUCAAGGUAUUACUAACUUUCCAGAGGACGAUCUACCAUUAGUCAUCAAGCUUUUACAGAACCAUGGUUGGAAUUUGGAAGCUGCUUUAAGUAGGUAUUUUGAUGAUGAGUGGAAAGAAUCGGUGAAAUUGAUCAACUCCGGAGCUCACUCCUCUGCAGAAUUUGCCACAGGACGAGUCCCUGAAAAUAUAGCAAUCCCAAUGAGAAACGACACACCUAUAGAUAUCCCUAAUGUAGAAACUCCAUCAUUUUUCCAUGAUGAAAUAAUGAGAAAUGAGGCUUCCCCAGGACCGUUUUUAGGUUCACACUACGUUCCAUCUUUACCAUUAAUAAGAAAGUUACCAACCAACUAUAGAGAUAACUUGAAAGUGGUUGGUCUCACUACAGGCGUCAAUGUUUGGGAUAUUUAUAACCUAACUGCAAGUGGAACUACAAAUGAAUUAUUAGGCCCAUUGAUAGUGAUUCUUUUACUUGUUCCCAAAAUAGUCCUUCGGGCAGGACUGAGCUUGUUUUCAUUACUAUGGGGUAUUAUAGCCUUUGGGUUUACAAAUAAUUUGAAUAAUGAUAGUAAAAGUAAAGUAUACCAUAUCCCAAACGCUCCACUCAAGAAAUAUUUCGAAAAUCCUGAACAAAAAACAGAGCAAUCAUAUGCUGAGAUUGUAAAAGGUUAUAUGGCUACGCAUAUUGAUGAUGAUAACAAAAUAUCGAUGAUUGAAAGUUUAUUGCCCAAUGAGAAUAAAAAUUUUAACGACCUUCUAGAAGAGGCUCAGUCUGAAUUUAAAUAUUUGCUGGUAUUGCUUUUAGGAAACUUGGAUAGUUACAGCCCCUCGCAACUAGAAGGAAAGAAAUUAUCAAAAGAUGUCACAGACAUUGAUAUUAACUCACACAGAUUUUUAAAUAGAGUUCUUAUUGAUGACGCUGUUUUGAAGACGUUGGCUGACUACAAAGAUGAGCUAUUGGUGUAUGUUGGCUCAGUAUCUGAUGUAGAGCCUUGGUUUAUUUCUCAAGAAUUGAAAUUGAAAUACACGCCUGACAGCUUUCUAGUGGCUAACGUACUAAACUCCAAUGGUUCAGUUAACGGAUCAACUAGAUUAUCGAUACUAAGCAAGAUUCGAAUGACAUCCGCAAAGAGGUUUAGCUCCAGUCUAAAGAACACAAUCGAAAGAUACAGGCCAGAAUUACUUGUAAGUAGAACUGAUGUCCAGGAAUUGAGACUAGCCCGUGAAAUUAAGCAAAAGCAAGAGGAAGCGUAUCAAAAUUCUUUGAUGCAAGACAGAAACAAGGAAGAGAAAAGAUUACAAGAAGAAAAAGAACGUAAGGAAUUGGAAACAAUGCUUGCAAAGAAACAAAGAGAGCAAGCUUUGUUGACAGCUCUGCAUGAGCUGCGUUGGUUGAGCAAAUGUAUUGAGAAGACAACUCAUUUACAGCAGCAGAAUAGCAUAUCAAAUGGAGGGAAUAAAAAUAUUGCUACGCUCCAAAUCAGGACUGCUGAUGGGAAAAGAAUUAUAAAGAAGAUUGCAGGAGAUAUGACGCUAAGGUCACUUUAUGAGGAGAUUGGGUGCCAUUUAUAUCUUGAGUUACAGGAUGAAGAUCAAAGAAAAUGGUUGCAACAAAUCCAAUCUAAACUCUGUGAUAUACGUGACAACUCGGACAGUUCAUCUAUCUUAAUUAGUCUGACUGAAACAGAUGAAAACUCAAUAGAAAAACUAAUGGAUAUAGUGCAUAAUGAGAUGCAUUCAAUAUUUGAUGAAUUACCACCAAAUUUGAGAGGAGUUGAGGAUCUAGAAAUCAAAUUUGAAUUGAUUUCACCUUUCCCAAGGACGAAUAUUCCAAUGGAUGAAAAUAAAGUAAUUAGUGACAUUAAAGACAUAUGGCCCAAAGGGAAUUUGCUGGUAGAACAUAUAGAUGAGGAUUUAUCAACAAGUGAAUCUGAUGAUGAAACUAAUUGA